GGAAGGGUUCUUUAAAAAGUGCGUACUAAGUAAAGCGGUAUUCGUGCUACUAACGUGAAUGCGAGAGAAAUUUGUUUUCGCCGGGAACACUUUAUUGGCCAAAAGACCUUUCGGUUUAUAAAAUGUGUCCAAGAAAAGAAUUGGAUGAUCCUUCUAGUGAAAGCGACCACGAUUCGCAUGUGUCCGACAGUGAUUCUGAUGUUUCAAUGACUGACAGUUCCAGUAGUAGUUCGGAAAGUGAUUCUGGAACAAAACAGGAAACAGAACAGAUUAUUCCUCAAUGCAGUAAUGCAGAAGACUCGAUUGUUUUGAAUGAAGAAGAGGAGGACGACGAAGUCGUUAAAGCUAUUAUAAGAGAAAGGAAUAAAGUUCGUCAACAUCCUGCAGAUAUUGAGUGCGAAGAUUUUGUUACUGACAUUUGUUUCCAUCCAAGUGAAGAUAUAAUAGUUGCAGCUACCGUAACAGGAGAUGCAUUAGUGUAUAAAUAUAACAACGAUAAUAAUGAACUUUCUGAAACUUUGGAACUGCAUUUAAAGUCUUGCAGAGAUGUAGAAUUUAAUGAUGAUGGCACGUUAUUAUAUUCCACAUCAAAAGACAAAUCAAUCAUGGUAUCUGACAUGGAAACAGGGAAAUUAAAACAAGUUUAUGAAAAUGCUCAUGACGCUCCUGUGUAUAGUCUUCUAGUAGUAAAUCCAAACAUUCUGGCUUCAGGAGAUGAUGAUGGAACUGUCAAAUUGUGGGACAUGAGAAAAAAAGAUGCUAUAUUUUCUUUGAAAGAAAUGGAAGAUUAUGUGAGUUGCAUGAUAACCAAUGAUGCUAAAAAAUUUAUUGUUUGUGCAAGUGGUGAUGGAACAAUUACAUCAUUAAAUAUAGGAAUGCGGAAAUUGCAUAUACAGUCAGAACCAUACAAUACAGAAAUCACUGGGCUAGCAACAGUGAAACAUGACAGGAAACUUGUAGCUGCCACUGCAAAAGGAACAGUGUAUCUCUUCAAUUGGGGUGAAUUUGGAUAUCAUAGUGAUGAAUUCCCCAAUCCCAAAAAAGGAAUAAAUAGUCUUAUUCCUAUUACUGAAAAUAUCAUUUUAACUGCAUGUGAGGAUGGAAUAUUAAGGGCAACUCAUCUUUUCCCUCACAGACACUUGGGGGUAGCAGGACAACAUCAGUUACCUGUUGAAUGUGUUGACAUAUCCCAUGAUGGAGAUUUAAUAGCAUCCUAUGGUCACGAUCAGUUAAUAAAAUUUUGGAGGAUAAGAUAUUUUGAAGAUAUAGAAAUUGAUGGAAAGAAGAAAUCUGUGAAGAAGACCCAAAGUCACAAUUUACCAUCAUCCAAGUACAAAAAUGCUUCAGACUUCUUUGCUGACAUGGCAUAAAUUGUUGAAAAGAAUGUCACAAGUAUUUUAAAUAAGCAGUUACAAAUGCUUUUCAAAUUUUGAAGUACUUAUGGUAUGUUAUGGUAUUAAAAACAAGCUUUGUAUAAACCUUUGGCAUGUAUUUUCUUUUUCACGACAAUAUAAAAUAGGAAUGUAAUAAAUGAAAAUUAUUUUCUUAACUACAUAUUGCUAUGUACAUUUGAUUAACAUGCACAUUAGUGCCAUAUAAAUA
Molecule: messenger RNA, 1602 nt
Organism: Gryllus bimaculatus (two-spotted cricket)
Lineage: Eukaryota; Metazoa; Arthropoda; Insecta; Orthoptera; Gryllidae
Source: the annotation of a GenBank genome assembly